Pecten maximus is the source of this 981-nucleotide messenger RNA. RefSeq names its product centrosomal protein of 290 kDa-like. Bases 55 to 813 code for a protein of 252 amino acids. The record is from RefSeq and is a predicted model, not a curated record. NCBI's taxonomy places the organism in Eukaryota, Metazoa, Mollusca, Bivalvia, Pectinida, Pectinidae. The transcript has 7 exons.
AGACCUAACUUGACAAGUUGGUGCAAGGAUUCGAAUGUCAACAAUGCUAUUGCCAUGUCUUUUCCGGAUAUACACACGUGCAUAAAGCUCACUGCUGAAAAUGAAGAUCUCAAGAAGAAAUUGUUACAUGUGAAACAACAGCGUAAUGCCUACCAUUCAGAGUUAACGUCAAUAAAGGAAAAAGCUAAAGUGGAUGCGCUACUGAAGACAUAUGUAACAACACGAGAGUCCUCUACACAGACAGACCCAAGUAGGAUUUGGCAUCCAGUCGCCCCAAAGAAAAAUGAAGAUACUAUUGCCAACAAGAUCUCAGAAGGAGACAAGACAAACAGGUUAAUGUCCAUGCAUAGUAACGUGAUGAGGCGAUAUGAGAAGGAGGUCAAACUGAACCUUGGACAUUUGGAGACAAUUACUGAACUACAGAUGAAGAUAUCAACCUUAGAGAGACGACUACAACAGGAAACAGAGAAUGUAAAACAACUAGAGAAAGAGAUACACACAUUAAGAGUUUCAAAAGCUACAUCUAAAGUGAAAGUAGGAAACUUUGGCAAGCAGGGAAAGGAACUCUCCUCUGAUGAAGAUGAAACAAAGGACAGGCAUACAGUGAGAGAGUGUAGGAAACUUCGCAAAGAAAACAAGAAAUUGAAGGAGGAGUUGAAAGGCCUGGACUUGGGGUUCUUUGAGGAAAUAGAAGAUAUUAAAUUUGCAUUUCAACAGUCUGCAAAGCUUAAUGUGGAAUACGAAAAGACUAUAAAGAAACUCUGUAAACAGUUACGAGUAGCUUAUCCCUAUCCAGAACAAACAGUCAAGUGAUGAGACAAAGAGAGAGAUUUAGUGCUUUUCUGUGAUAUUGUGUUAACAUUAUAGUUCAUUGUAUUUUUUACCAAUUGUGAUUUAAAUACAUUUUUAAUAUUAUGUGUUAUGCUUCAUAAACUGAUAUAGAGACUUUUCAUAAUAUAAAUAAACAUAUCAAAGUAGAAA